UGCUUAUCAUGCUUAUAAAGCUUGUCCACAUUCGUCCUAUUUUUCAGUUUCCGCUGAUUUCGUGUGGAAUAUAUAUCGUUGUGUUUAUACAUUUGUUUCAAUCUAUUAAAGUCACAUAAUAAAUUGUGUAAUAUACGAGAUAAUAACAAUGGCUAUAAAUGCUGCAAAAGCUGUACUUAAACAAGGAAAAACGGCAUUAUUUAUAUGCGAUGUUCAGGAAAAAUUUGUUAAGGCUAUACACGAAUUUGAUAAAAUUGUCCAAAAUUCAACAAAAUUGAUCAGUGCUUUGAAACUGUUGAAUGUGCCUAUGCUGGUUUCUGAACAAAAUCCAAAUUCUUUAGGGAAAACUAUACCUGAAUUUGAUAUCUCUGGAGCAAAAGGACCUUUUGCAAAGACUCAAUUUAGUAUGCUUACUCCUGAAAUUUGUAAGGAGCUUGAAACACUUUGUUUUGGAAAAAAACCAGAGUCCAUUAUACUCAUAGGCAUCGAAACACAUGUCUGCGUAGAAAAUACAGCUAUUGAUUUGAGACAAAAUGGUUACGAGGUUCAUACUGUUGCAGAUUGUUGUUCUUCACGUACUCAGGAAGAUAGAUUAUUAGCUUUAGAGAGAAUGCGAGACAUAGGAUGUCAUAUAUCUACUUCUGAGAAUGUUAUAUUUAAAGUUUUAAGAGAUGCAAAUCAUGAACAAUUCAAAAAUGUACUGGCUCUCAUUAAACCACCAACUCUAUACACAGGACUAGUUUCUACGUCAAAGAUAUAAAUGUUCUUAAAAAAUUCUCUACAUAUUAAUUAUUAUAUAUCAAUAUAUAUCAAUCAUAGAUCUUAUAUCAAUGUUUUAUAUAGUAUAGCUUUUUUCACAGUUGUUUUUAAUAUAUUUUAAUAGAAUAUAGUAAUUUUAAGCAAUUGUAAGCAAACAAAAAAAUAAAAUAUUUUAUCAAAAUA
Nylanderia fulva is the source of this 942-nucleotide messenger RNA. RefSeq names its product isochorismatase domain-containing protein 2. The record is from RefSeq and is a predicted model, not a curated record. NCBI's taxonomy places the organism in Eukaryota, Metazoa, Arthropoda, Insecta, Hymenoptera, Formicidae.